This is a messenger RNA of Octodon degus (degu), 5229 nucleotides long. RefSeq names its product zinc finger protein 850-like. Gene Ontology annotation, biological process: negative regulation of transcription by RNA polymerase II. Gene Ontology annotation, molecular function: DNA-binding transcription repressor activity, RNA polymerase II-specific. NCBI's taxonomy places the organism in Eukaryota, Metazoa, Chordata, Mammalia, Rodentia, Octodontidae. The coding region runs from base 46 to 5229 and encodes 1727 amino acids. The transcript has 15 exons. The record is from RefSeq and is a predicted model, not a curated record.
CAGCUAUAGAAAAGGAUACAUUUGAGGCUUUUAUUGGGAUCAGUGAUGUUCAGUGAUGUGUCUGUAGACUUCUCUCAAGAGGAGUGGGAAUGCCUGGACUCUGUGCAGAGGGACUUAUACAGAGAUGUGAUGUUGGAGAACUACAGAAACCUCAUCUCACUGGGACCUAGCAUUCCUAAGCCUCAAGUGGUCUCCUUGUUGGAACAAGGGAAAGAGCCCUGGAUGGUUGGCAGAGAACUGACAAGAGGCCUGUGUUUAGAUCUGGAAUCAAUGUGUGAAAGCAAGUUAUUAUCUCUCAAAAAGGAAGUUUAUGAAAUAGAGUCAUGUCAGAGGGAAAUAAUGAGUCUUACAAAGAAUGGCCUUGAAAACUCUAGUUUUAUAGAUGUUUGGGAAUACAGAAGCCACUUUACAAGACAAUUGGGAUACCACAAUGGACAUUUAAAGCAGGAAAUACUUACUCAAGAAUAUAUGCCCCAAUUUAUGCAACAGACAUUCCUUACUCUUGAUCAGAUAUUUAAUAAUGAAGAGAAACUCUAUGAGUGUAAAAAAUGUGGAAAGGCCUUUAGUCAGAGCUCACAAUUUAUUCAACAUCAGAGAAUUCAUGUUGGUGAAAAAUCUUACAAAUGUAAAGAGUGUGGGAAAUUUUUUAGUUGUGGUUCACAUGUUACUCGGCAUCUAAAAAUCCAUACUGGAGAAAAACCCUUUGAAUGUAAAGAAUGUGGAAAGGCCUUCAGUUAUAGCUCAUACCUUUCCCAACAUCAAAGAAUUCAUACUGGUAAGAAACCCUAUGAAUGUAAAGAAUGUGGGAAAGCCUUUGGUUAUUGCUCAAAUCUCAUUGACCACCAACGUAUUCACACUGGUGAAAAACCAUAUGAAUGUAAACUAUGUGGGAAAGCCUUUACUAAAAGCUCACAACUCUUUCAACAUGUGCGAAUUCAUACAGGUGAAAAACCCUAUGAAUGUAAAAAUUGUGGCAAAGCCUUUACUCAGAGCUCAAAGCUGGUUCAGCAUCAGAGAAUCCAUACUGGUGAGAAACCCUAUGAAUGUAAGGAAUGUGGCAAAGCCUUUAGUAAUGGCUCAGCACUUAUUAAUCAUCAGAGGAUUCACACUGGUGAGAAACCUUAUGAUUGUAAAGAAUGUGGGAAGGCUUUUACUCAGAGCUCACAACUUCGUCAACAUCAAAGAAUCCAUGCUGGUGAGAAACCUUUUGAAUGUCUUGAAUGUGGAAAAGCCUUUACUCAGAACUCACAACUUUUUCAACAUCAGAGAAUCCAUACAGAUGAAAAACCAUAUGAAUGUAAUGAAUGUGGAAAGGCCUUUAAUAAAUGUUCAAACCUUACUCGACACUUGAGAAUUCAUACUGGAGAGAAGCCUCGUAGCUGUAAGAAAUGUAGGAAGGCAUUUAGCAGUGGCACAGAUCUCAUCUGCCAUCAAGGAACUCAUAUUAACGAACAGCAGUACACAAUUUAUACCAAGUUCAUCAUUCACCUCUAUAAGCUGGACUGCUUCCAGGAGCUUUAUGUGGGCCAUGCCUAUUUCCUGGACCAGGUGCUCAGUUCAGGUCCAUCUGAGCUCUGUUCUGCACUCCUCAGUUCUCUCUGUGCUCAGCCACGUGAAGAUUUCUGGGCAUUGACGUCGCAGGUCUAUAUCUCUGGACCAGUUUCCAGAGCCCGCGGACCGGAAAGAGAAACUGAAGAAGGAAGAAUGGCUGUUGGCCUUUGUAACGUUAUGUGUCAGGGAUUGGUGACUUUUAGAGAUGUGACGCUAGACUUUUCCCAAGAGGAGUGGGAAUGGCUUGAUUCAUCUCAGAAAGAUUUAUACAGGGAAGUCAUGUUGGAGAACUACAGGAACUUGGUAUGGCUUGGACUCUCCAUUUCUAAACCCGAAAUGAUCUCCUUAUUGGAGCAAAAGAAGGAGCCUUGGAUGGUUGAAAGACAGAUGUCACAUGGUCACUGUGCAGACUGGAAGUCUUGGUGUGAAAUGAAGGAAUUAUCCUCAAAAUGGUUCACUGAUGAAGAAAAACUAUCCAAAGGAAUGCUAAUGAGAAGGAUCAAGAAUCAUAGCCUUCAAUGCUCCAACUUUAGAGAAGCCUGGAAAUAUGAGGGUGAAUUUGCAUGGCAUCAGGGAAAUCAGGAAAGACACUUCAGGCAAGUGUCAACUCUUAAGAACAUCUCUACUGGGAAAAGACAUAAUGAAUACAAUAAUUCUAAGAGAAGCAUCCCCCUGGAGUCAGUCCUAUUUACACAACAGAGAACUCCCAUAGUAAAGCAAGUACAUAAAUUUGAUAUUUAUGAUAAAAUAUUCUCUCAGAAUUCAGUCAUAAUUGAAUAUGAAAGACUCCAUCCUGAGAAGGAAUCUUUGAUAGAUACUGAAUGUGAAGAACUCAGUCAGAGUAUGCAAUUUAGUAAAGAAAUAAGAAUUCCUCCUGGUGAGAAACUUUAUGAAAGUCAUGAUUUUUCAGAUCUCUUGAAUUUCCACUCAUUGUUUAUUCAACAUCCAACUAGUAAUUUUGGAAAAUUAUCCCAUGACUAUGAUGAAUUUGGUGAUGCCUAUAGCUGUUACUCAUUCUUUACUCAGCCUCAAAGAAUUCACAGUAGAGAAAAACUGUAUGCAUGCAGUGACUGUGGAAAAGCCUUUAGCCAUCACUUCUUUCUCAGUGAACAUCAAAGAACUCAUAAGGGAGAGAAAUUAUUUGAAUGUAAGGAAUGUAACAAAGCCUUUAGACAGAGUGCACACCUUGCUCAACAUCAGAGAAUCCAUACUGGAGAGAAACCUUUUUCAUGCGAUGAAUGUGGGAAGGCCUUUAGCCGUUAUGCUUUCCUUAUUGAACAUCAGAGAAUUCACACAGGAGAGAAACCUUAUGAAUGUAAGGAAUGUAACAAAGCCUUCAGACAGAGUGCACACCUUAAUCAACACCAGAGGAUUCACACUGGAGAGAAACCCUAUGAAUGUAAUCAAUGUGGGAAGGCCUUCAGCAGACGAAUAGCCCUUACUCUUCACCAGAGAAUUCACACGGGAGAAAAACCCUUCAAAUGCAAUGAAUGUGGGAAGACCUUUGGCUAUCGCUCACACCUUAAUCAACAUCAGAGAAUACACACUGGAGAAAAGCCCUAUGAAUGCAUGAAAUGUGGAAAGUUUUUUAGGACUGAUUCACAACUUAAUCGACAUCAUAGAAUUCAUACUGGAGAAAGACCAUUUGAAUGCAGCAAAUGUGGGAAAGCCUUCAGUGAUGCUUUAGUUCUAAUUCAUCAUAAGAGAAGUCAUGCUGGAGAGAAACCCUACGAAUGUAACAAAUGUGGGAAAGCCUUCAGUUGUGGCUCAUACCUUAACCAGCAUCAACGAAUUCAUACAGGAGAGAAACCUUAUGACUGUGAUCAGUGUGGGAAAGCUUUCCAUCAGAUCUUGUCUCUUAGGCUACAUCAGAGGAUUCAUGUGGGAGAAAAGCCCUAUAAAUGUAAUGAAUGUGGGAAUCAUUUUAGCUGUGCCUCAGUUCUUAGACGACAUCAGAGAAUUCAUAAUAGAGAACCCCUCUGGUUUUCACCUAACUCAGGGCAGCGGCUGAGGCCUGAGUGGUUACUUCCACGUCUGAAGGGAAGGGUCCAGAAGAGAAAAGAAAUGGCUGUUGGACUUCUUAAAGCCGUGUACCAGGAGUUAGUGACCUUCAGAGAUGUGGCUGUGGACUUCUCCCAAGAGGAAUGGGACUGUCUGGAUUCUUCUCAAAGGCAUUUGUAUAGUAAUGUGAUGUUGGAGAAUUACAGGAUCUUGGUAUCCCUGGGUCUUUGCUUUUCUAAACCAAGUGUGAUACUGUUGUUGGAACAAGGAAGAGAGCCAUGGAAGGUAAAGAGAGAGCUGACAAAUGGCUUGAGCUCAGGUUGGAAAUCUGUGUGUGAUACUGAAGAAUUAACACCAAAGCAGGAACUUUAUGAAGAACAGUCAUCCCAGAAGAUGAUAGAAAAAUUUACAAGCUAUGACCUUAAGUACUCCAGUUUGAGAGAAGACUGGAAAUAUGAGGACAAUUUUGAGAGGCAACCAGGAAAUCAGAAUGCAUGUUUUAAGGAAGAAACAAUCCUUUAUACAGAAGACUUUGUUGGAGAAACAGGCCAAGAAUAUGAUAAAUCUUGGAAAAAUUUCUACCAGAACACACUCCUUCAUGUACAACAGAUAAUCCCCAAAGAGGAGAAAGUAUUUAAACAUGGCACACAUAAGAAGAGCUUUAAAGCAAAUUUAAUGACUAUUAAGCCCAAAAAUGUAUAUGCAGAGAAAAAACUUUUGAAAUGUAAUGAUUGUGAGAAAGUGUUCAGCCAGAGUUCAUCCCUUACUCUUCAUCAAAGAAUUCAUACUGGAGAGAAACCCUAUAAAUGUGUAGAAUGUGGAAAAGCCUUCAGCCAGAGAUCAAACCUUGUUCAACAUCACAGGAUUCAUACUGGAGAAAAACCUUAUGAAUGUAAGGAAUGCAGGAAAGCUUUUAGUCAGAAUGCACAUCUAAUUCAGCAUCUGAGAGUUCAUACUGGAGAAAAACCUUAUGAAUGUAAAGUAUGUAGGAAAGCCUUCAGCCAGUUUGCCUACCUUGCUCAACAUCAGAGAGUUCAUACUGGAGAGAAACCCUAUGAAUGUAUUGAGUGUGGGAAAGCAUUUAGCAAUAGGUCAUCCAUUGCUCAACACCAGCGAGUACAUACUGGAGAAAAACCUUAUGAAUGUAAUGUUUGUGGGAAAGCAUUUAGCCUUCGUGCAUACCUUACUGUACAUCACAGAAUACAUACUGGAGAGAGACCCUAUGAAUGUAAAGAAUGUGGGAAGGCCUUCAGCCAGAAUUCACAUCUUGCUCAACAUCAGAGAAUACAUACUGGAGAAAAACCUUAUAAAUGCCAGGAAUGUAGGAAGGCCUUCAGCCAGAUUGCCUAUCUUGCUCAACAUCAAAGAGUCCAUACUGGAGAGAAACCUUAUGAAUGUAUAAAAUGUGGGAAGGCUUUUAGCAAUGACUCAUCCCUUACUCAGCAUCAGAGAGUCCAUACUGGAGAAAAACCUUAUGAAUGCAAUGUUUGUGGGAAGGCUUUUAGUUACUGUGGAUCCCUUGCCCAACAUCAGAGAAUUCACACAGGAGAGAGACCGUAUGAAUGCAAAGAAUGCAAGAAAACCUUCAGGCAACAUGCACAUCUUGCUCAUCAUCAGAGAAUUCAUAUUGGGGAAUCAUUCUCACCACCCAAUCCAGCCAACCACCAAGUCCUGUAA